Wallemia ichthyophaga EXF-994 is the source of this 2538-nucleotide messenger RNA. Its product is annotated as Centromere protein I. The record is from RefSeq and is a predicted model, not a curated record. The coding region runs from base 1 to 2538 and encodes 845 amino acids. The transcript is spliced from 10 exons. NCBI's taxonomy places the organism in Eukaryota, Fungi, Basidiomycota, Wallemiomycetes, Wallemiales, Wallemiaceae. Gene Ontology annotation, cellular component: kinetochore; cytosol; nuclear body.
AUGGUUCGCGUACGCCAGUCGCCGCGCCGUGAAUCGAGAGGCGAUCCUGACAGCUCCAGAGAUUUGGAUACUAAUGCGCGAGAGAACACCCAGAUUGAUAACACAGAGGGGCAAGAUACCAGACAGCAUCCAGAGCAGCCAGAAAACACCGAACAGCCAAAUGAAAAUGUAGAAGCCAACAAACAAAUCUACCAUCUUCCCCCUGAUGGAGAAGUAGCCGACAGUCUCUAUCCUCUGCUAUCGAUUCUGAAGAAAAGCAACACAUACCCGCUUUCUAAAGAAAAACGUGAAAUCACUGGGCGCACUUUCGCAGCGAUAAACGCGCGCGUCAUGAAAGCUGGCUGUAGCCCAGAAGAGAUAGCGGAGGCAGUGGAAGUUGCUCUAAGUGGUGACAUGAACAAACAGUGCAGCAACAAGCUAUUCACCUUCUUGCACCCAAUCACCACCGUCAAUGAAAACACCAUUAUCUCCAUUCUUGGUUCUCUCGGCGCUAGCAGACACAAGCUCGCUGAUACCACCACUCAAGCUGCCGGUCUUAAAUGGCUAGUGGCUGUUUUGGAGUGGAUUGAUAGUACUGCGCGACGCACGCUCGGUAAUAUGUAUGCCGUUUUGUGGAAUCAUCUUGGUAUAGAGACUUUAAGACCACACCUGCCUUAUUUGCUAGCAUUAUUGACUAGACGCGAGCACGUCAUACCGUUUAGAGUUUCGUUCAUACUCACUCUACAGGCACGCUUUCCACUAGACCCUUCUCUCCCCGCUCUCAUAAACGUUUUCCGCUCAUACCACCCUACACGAAUUCCUCCAGGUAUCGGUCGCGCAGCUGGCAAACGGCCCUACAGAGUCAACGCAAACUGGAAGCAGAAGUCACGCGCAAUCAGAGAAGGCACAGUGGAAGAAUAUGAAGAGCAGCUAAUCCAGAAACGUCAAGAAAGGGCCGAGAGAAAUGCAAAGCAAACAACUUCGGAGAUUUUGCAACAAAGCUUAGUACCACAAAAGAGACAAAGGAUAGAGUAUGCAGCGCCACCAUUGUCAGUCAUGCAAUCAAGGGGCAGCAUCAUCACCAUUCAAGACUGUCCCACUUUGCGCACUCUCGGUAAAUACUUUGAUCGUCUCACUAUGCCGUCUCAGGUGGCUGCUCUUUUGCAGAAUAAUUUCGCAACGUGGGCCUAUUUGGCUCAUCCGACAGACAAAAACACUAGGCAGCUGAGUGCAUGGCUAUCGCAUGCCCUAAAAGACGCGAUCGUGAGCUCUCCACUUACGCAAGACAAUUACGAAGCUUCUGAGGAGUUCUUACGCCUUGUUGUCGCUCAUUGCAGAUACACUAAGCAACUAUCACCAUUAAUCGAGGCGUUUGUUGUCGACUUUCUCGAGACAUGGGAUGGCGCUAUCUUCCAAACUGAGAUAUUUGAACUUAUUUCUUACUACCCUCCCCGACCUUUUCAAGUGAUCCACGAGCUGGUUCUUCAGCCUCUCGCGCGUCUCUCUGCAUAUUCUGGCUUGGAAUUUCGCAUAAGAGUUGUGAAAUGCUACAACGCACUACUGAGGCAAUGGUCUUGCUAUAAUUGGAGUCGGAUGCGCCAAACUUACAUUACAUUGGCGGACGACGAUGCGAGGAUUAAUUGGCAAUAUGUAAACACGCUGAUGGUCGAGCAUGUCGAGAUGCUAGGGGAGUUGAUAUACAAGGAUCAUCCCAAUAACGCGGCAGUGCACCACGUCAUAUUGGACACGAUCGAAGCUACCACACCAUUAAUGACAAGCAUUCAAGAUUGCAGUAUCAAGCUACCCAAUACAGAAAUGUUCUUUACCCUUAUUCAAAAUGGUGGUGUUGAAGUGAUAUCGCGUUUAUGCGCCCAAAUAUGUAACUGGCGUGAGAUAAUGACGGUACAUGGAGAUCUACUCAAAGAAGGUCGUGUAAGUGAAUAUCCGCCAGCUUUCAAAAAACAAUUCCACGAAUGGGUUUUGGCUACUUGCGAAUUAUUCUACCGUAUGAAGGCAUUCGAUCCAAUAUCACGCACUGGAGAGUGGGUUUCAGGUCUUGGUCGAGAUGUACUCGAACGGCUCCACAAAAGUUCUCAGGAUCUCGAGUGGGGACGAUACCAAUUAUCGAUCAAGGCGGUUGGUGACGUUGCCUUUAAUCCUCGUCUUGUGCCUCUGUCGCAGAGAUUUCUGGGGGAGUUCCAGGAUUACUUUAAUGUAACGCAUCCAGAACGUUACGAGGGCGCCGUAAGUAAUAGCGCUUUAAAGGGAAGCUCGCUAGAUAUGCACGGGCUGAAUAUACGAGCUAAUUACGUUGAAUGGCUUGGUAGACAGGGUGUUACCGGCUUACCAAUGCUGCUAUUUACUACUGUCAAGAGUCUGCAGACUUUCGUGCGUGGUCAUGAGUCGUCGUUCUUGCAGUCGCAGUCACAAGAGAACUUGAGCCCACGUAAAGAGCGGUACGAAGCGAAGAAACAAGCCGAAGUGAUGGAGAUUGAGCCAACGCAGCAAACUGAAGACACACGGCUAAGUCGAUCGUCGUCAGCGUUUGAUCGUGUUUAA